Amborella trichopoda is the source of this 549-nucleotide messenger RNA. The record is from RefSeq and is a predicted model, not a curated record. Lineage: Eukaryota; Viridiplantae; Streptophyta; Magnoliopsida; Amborellales; Amborellaceae.
GUCAAUCUAAAACGCAUCUCUGCUCACCGCCUCAUUCAACCCCACACCCUCCUCCCCUAUAAAUUCGCAUCCCCAUUCUCUCCAACGAAUUAUUCGCUCGUUUGAUUUUCAGAACCUGCAAAAGCGAUUCAGAGAGACAAUAGAGAGAGGGCUCUUCGCUCCAAACCAAAAAUGUUGUCACAGGCGAGCCGAAAAUUGGUUUUAGGGUUAAGGCAAGCUCAAGCGCCUGCUGCAGGAGGAGCCCUGAGGCUCUAUCAUGAGAGGGUGGUCGAUCAUUACAAUAACCCUCGCAACGUUGGAUCCUUUGAUAAAAAUGAUCCAGCGGUGGGUACUGGACUUGUUGGUGCCCCUGCUUGUGGUGAUGUGAUGAAGUUGCAGAUCAAGGUUGAUGAGAGCUCUGGAAAGAUUGUCGAUGCUUGCUUUAAGACCUUUGGUUGUGGCUCCGCUAUUGCUUCUUCUUCUGUUGCUACUGAAUGGGUAAAGGGGAAGCCAAUGGAGGAAGUACUAUCAAUCAAGAACACGUGAGUUCAUGUUCUCUUAUCUUUUAUU